AUCAACAGGUACACAGGCAUACUGCGGACAACAGCUUUAACGGUUGUCCUUUUGAUGCUUCAUACGACCUCUAUUGUCUCGGAGACAUCAGCACAGACAAAGUUUAUCAAAGAUUUUGAUGGUUAUUUGAGUGUUUGUCAACGGGUCGGUUGGGGACCGAAGAAAGGGUGCUCGUCAGUUGGUCAUGUGAUUGCCUUCCAUGCCGCCAUUAAAUCAGAACUCAGUAACGUUCCCGUGAACACAAUCAUAAAAUUUGAGGAUGUUUUACUGAAUAAAGGAAACGGAUAUGAUCCGAAAACAGGGAUUUUUAUAGCUCCAGAGGACGGCGUCUACUUCUUCCAGUGGACAUUUCUUUCAACAAAGAAAUCUUCAGUUUACUUGGAGGCAGUGGUAGAUGGUGCACGGAAAGCAUCGUCCUGUGUUAAUGAUCAACAAAGUUAUCAUGUCAGCACCUCAGGACAUUUGAUUUAUGCACUGAAGAAAGGAAGCAAAGUUUGGAUCAGAACAUUUAAUAUGGCGGCUGGAUACAUGUACCCUGACAAGUACACUUAUUUCUCGGGAUACAAACCAUCCAUGACAAAGCAUGGUAAUUCUUACACAUCAGACUACAGAUCAGGGGGACAAAGACCCCAUCCACACCCGAGGAGAAGAAUGGGAGGAUUUAGAGGAGGUGGUGGAGGUGCCCCCCAGUCCCCCACCAAUGGGAGGAGGAUGAGGAAGGUAGACAUCCAGAGGUCAUGUGACACAGAAUCACGUCCUGAUUGGCUCUCUGGAUUUUAUAUUUUCAAAGGCAUUAAUAUAAUUCAUGUUCUGACUGAUGACGUAAGGCUGCUCGUUGAUUGGUUGAUUGGUCGAAUUGGUGCUGCUGGACAACAAAUAGAAAUACAGCACAGGGACACGACACAGAAAGCGAAAAUAAUGAACACGGCUGCUACCACUAUCACAAGAACCAGUAAACUAGGGAACGACAUGGCGGCUUCAUUCUCUAAUCUAAAAAAAUCUCACAGGUAUACAGGCAUACUGCGGACAACAGCUUUUACGGUUGUCCUUUUGGUGCUUCAUACGACCUCUAUUGUCUCGGAGACAUCAGCACAGACAAAGUUUAUCAAAGAUUUCGAUGGUUAUUUGAGUGUUUGUCAACGGGUCGGAUGGGGACCGAAAAAAGGAUGUUCUUCAGUUGGUCAUGUAAUUGCCUUCCACGCGGCCAUUAAAUCUGCUCUCAGCAAUGUUCCUGUCAACACAAUAAUAAAAUUUGAGGAUGUUUUGCUGAAUAAAGGAAACGGAUAUGAUCCUAAAACAGGAGUUUUUACAGCACCAGAAGACGGAGUCUACUUCUUUGAGUGGACAUUUAUUACUACCAAGAAAUCGUCUGUUUAUAUAGAGGCGGUGGUUGAUGGUGUGCGGAAAGCCUCGACUUGUGUCUAUCACCAGCAAAGCAACCACGUCAGUACCUCAGGGCAUUUGCUUUAUGAGCUGAAGAAAGGAAACAAAGUUUGGAUCAGAACAUUUUAUAUAACGGCUGGAUACAUGUACCCUGACAAGUACACCUAUUUUUCAGGAUACAAAAUAAGCUAUUUCUAGGUAGCACGGAGAAAAUAUACAUACAUAUAUGUAUAUUUGAUCAAAAAAAGCAUGAGUGAAGUCAUUGUUUAUAUUCAAAAUGAAAAUGUUUGA
Messenger RNA from Saccostrea cuccullata (small rock oyster), 1674 nucleotides. RefSeq lists its product as uncharacterized. The transcript is spliced from 8 exons. Bases 55 to 1581 code for a protein of 508 amino acids. Lineage: Eukaryota; Metazoa; Mollusca; Bivalvia; Ostreida; Ostreidae. Gene Ontology annotation, molecular function: protein binding. The record is from RefSeq and is a predicted model, not a curated record.